Molecule: messenger RNA, 1351 nt
Organism: Papaver somniferum (opium poppy)
Lineage: Eukaryota; Viridiplantae; Streptophyta; Magnoliopsida; Ranunculales; Papaveraceae
Exons: 7
Coding region: 72-887 (271 amino acids)
Source: RefSeq, a predicted model, not a curated record
UUUACAGAGGAGAGAGAAAGAAUUACAGAGAGAGGAAGAGAGAGCGGGAAAACACUUUCUUGGAGCCAUUAAUGGCGGAUAAAGGAGGAUUCGCUGAUCAAAAGAGAACUGUAGGCGCUGUUCGAGAUUCUGUAAGAAAAUUCUUUCAAGGUAGUGAAGAUGAAGAAGGAGAAGAAGAUUUUAUCGAGUUUCUUGGACUGAGUGAUGAUGAGGAUGAAGGUGAACUGAGUAAUGUUGAGGAUGGAGUAACGGAACAAGGAAUGAAGCCAGAGAUACUGCAAUAUCUCGAAGCGGAAGCAGCAAAAGUACAACAUGAUCAAAAGAAGAUUCGAGAUGAAAUUCGCGAUUCUCUCAAGAAGUUGGAACAAACUGUGGAUGCCGAAGGAGAAGGAUCGGAUUCCGAACCAAGAGGGUUCCGGAGGAUAAUCAAACAUCUGGAAUCGACGAUGGUUAGAAGAUCUGCCCAAGUUAAAGAUGUAAAAUCCAGUAAUAGCAAGGAAAUCGCAUUCCAAGAAGUGAAAGCACUUGAAGUUUUAGUUGCAACCAAAUUCUUGGUUCAAGCCUUCGAGUCUAAAUCGGAUUUUAGUGGAGAUGAGGUUUCAAACAUUAACUCAGCAAUCAAAGCUCUGGAGAAUCAACCAGUAAACCUUACUAUCUUAAAACAACCAAGACUAGGAGACCUCGCUGAAGGCUACUUUAAUAAUCAGAUUGAUCCGUUUUUCUCAAUUCUCGCUUCUUAUAAUCAAAUAAGGAAUCUUCAGGCUGCACUAGUGCAAGGUGCGGAGAAAGAUGCGGCUGAGCAUUUACCAGGCAAUGCAGGUGAGAUGGGCGAGGAGGACCAGCAGUUGGCUGUUGCUGAGGCUAUGCGUAUGAGCACUGGAGACUGACAACAAAGUGUCACCUCUGUCGUGAUGACGAUCCUAGAGAGUAUAAGUUCUUUCAAAUCAUUAAACAUAGACUGAAAGAGCAUUGUCUGUAUGGGAUGAUGAUUGUCUGUACUGUUUCAAAGAUGUAGAACCGCUUGUCAAUUACUUGUUGAAACCUUAUUUUUGGAUUUGCAUGUUUGCUCCACGUCUUAUUCACAAAUUUGUGUUGGGGUGGCCUUAUAAAGAAUCCAAGUAAUGCUUGUAUCACUAGCCUUGCCUGCUUUAGGUGGUCUUGUAAAGCUUUGCUUGCUGUUACUCACACUGGUAACAUGUCGAAACCAUUCUUAUCAAGAGUUCCUUCCUGUUUUGCUUUUACUACUGUAUUUUUACUGGAGAUGUGAAACAAGAACAAGUUGUGAAGCAUCUUGGUACACCAUUUGAACAUCUUCGUCAUCAGAAAUCUAUUAUGAGAAAUGCUUUGUUGA